UUUAUUUCCCCUACUGAAACUCUGGCCUCUCCUCUCUUUUUAAUCUUCCUCUUUGCUAGCCGUCUCUCUCAACCAAAAUGAUGGGAGAACCGGUGAAUCCCAAAGCAUACCCAUUAGCCGAUGCUCAAUUAACCACCACUAUUCUGGAUCUUGUUCAACAAGCUGCUAACUACAAGCAGCUCAAAAAGGGUGCUAAUGAAGCUACUAAGACCUUGAACAGAGGUAUAUCAGAGUUUGUUGUAAUGGUUGUCGAUACUGAGCUCCUUGAGAUUCUGUUGCAUCUUCCUUUGCUCGCUGAAGAUAAGAAUGUGCCUUAUGUAUUUGUUCCUUCAAAGCAAGUGCUUGGGCGAGCAUGUGGUGUGACAAGACCUGUAAUCGCCUGCUCUGUCAUGACAAAUGAAGGAAGCCAAUUGAAAUCUCCAAUACGACAGCUCAAGGAUUCCAUUGAGAAGCUCCUAAUCUAAAGAUAUUAUGCAAUUCGUCUUCAGCGUGUGG
Molecule: messenger RNA, 495 nt
Organism: Hibiscus syriacus
Lineage: Eukaryota; Viridiplantae; Streptophyta; Magnoliopsida; Malvales; Malvaceae
Product: NHP2-like protein 1
Exons: 1
Coding region: 78-464 (128 amino acids)
Biological process (GO): ribosome biogenesis; maturation of SSU-rRNA; mRNA splicing, via spliceosome
Cellular component (GO): precatalytic spliceosome; small-subunit processome; box C/D methylation guide snoRNP complex
Molecular function (GO): RNA binding
Source: RefSeq, a predicted model, not a curated record